Molecule: messenger RNA, 3061 nt
Organism: Saccostrea echinata
Lineage: Eukaryota; Metazoa; Mollusca; Bivalvia; Ostreida; Ostreidae
Exons: 12
Coding region: 7-2706 (899 amino acids)
Source: RefSeq, a predicted model, not a curated record
AGUGAUAUGGCCACUCCAGCAUUAAUGGUGCUGUAUUCUAAUGAUGCAGUAGAAGUCCGUUACUCUGACCAGUCCUGUCUUCAGGUGGCUCCAUGUGGUUCAACAUUUGUCCACCAUGAAAGUCCUAAAGAAAUCCUACAUCCUGCUCAUGGAAUGAAAUCAAUAAGUCAAAGAAGUGAAUUUGUGACAAGUGACUACAAAUACAAACUAAUUCAGGCACUAGAUUUCAGGAAUAGGUUUGCAGAAAAGCCUUACAUCUGCAAAGAUCUAACCAUGCCUGAUCAAAUAGUUCCUCUGUAUGCAAGCAUCAAGGAAGCAGCUUGGCCUAAAUCUGUAGAUGACUGUGAGAUGGACUAUUUACCUGAUGGAAGUGUCCGUUUAUUGUCAACGGAUGAAUACGCUAGUCUAGUUCUCUCCCCUCACAAACAGGAUUUCACUGUGUGUUACCUGUCCCAGAUCAGCACUGAACCUAGAAAACCAAAGAGACACCACCACAAGAUGCAAAGUCACAAGUCAUCUUCUACAAACAACUCAGCUAAACAUAGCAAUGAAAACUUAGACUCUACAUUAAGAGAUAACAUAGAUAAAGUACCCUUAAGGCAGGAGGCAGGAUUAAAUCUCAGCACAUCAUUACACUCUGUCGGUCAUAUUGAGCAGGGAAUUAAUAAUGGACAUGAGAGUCCUCGACUUGAUCAAUCCGUGAGUAAACAGACUCAAAAUGAACUCAAUAUCUCACCCAUUAGCAUGGCUAGCAGUAUGAGAAGUCCACAUACAUCUCCAGAAGGCCAAGAGGAGAAAAAUAAAUUUCACCGUUACUCGACACCCACAAAUCAUAUCACUGACCAGGAGAAGGGAGACGAAAUAGAAAUAGGGGGCAAAAAAUCAGCAUUCAGACAUUAUAGACAUCAGCAAGACAAUGGGACAGAUGGAUCAUUCCUGGAAGUUAUCGAAUCUCAAAAAAAGUCUGAAAAUAGUAAACCUCUAAAUUUACAGUCAAGCAUUAAACCACAAAGUAAUUCAGGCCAACAAGAAAGAUCUGCAUCGUCUGGAAAGGAAUCUCAAUCAGAAUCAAAAAGUUUUCACAAACAUGCAGCACAGAGUUCAGGAAAACUGCAAGAGUUUUCAUUCAAAACACCACCUCUGAGUCCUUCAAAGGAAUCUACCCACAGUUCAUUUAGUUCCCAGUCUGAACAAGACUCUUUGGAUGAGACAUCAGCUAGGUGCUUGUAUACCUGGGUGACCAGGCAUUUCUCCUGUGAAGAGUGCCCUGUGGCCUGGAGACAUCCACUCAAUAUGGCAAGGUCAAUAAUAGAAAAGAGAGAAGAUUAUGAAAAGAAAAUGUUAGAAGAAGGUGUAAAGAGGCAGAAAGCACCUGUCAACCAGCAGUACUGUAAAGAUAAGUUCUGUAUGUGUCCAUUCCCCACCCCCACUCCCCUGACCUGUCCCGCCCAGCACCUCCACAGGUUACAGACAAACUACAUCUAUGAUGAUGAUAAAAACAGUCUAGACAACUUGACCACAUUUAAACAGGGACGGCUGAAAGUGUUAAUGGUGGAAGGUGUCAUAUUUCGAAUACUGAGACUGUCUUCUACCAAAGUCCUAGAGAUUUUUCCAGGAGAUGGAAGUGUAAUUGUGUCACAGGGAGUCAAAGGUCACUAUUACAAGCACAGCAUUCCAUAUGGGGACAGGGGUGAGGUAGAAGAGAGAAGUUACUCCAUUAAAUCUUUACCCCCUCACACCCCCAGUGCAGCAUACUCAGUGGAGAAGCUGAUAAAGAGAGCGAGCAGGUUUCUAAAUCAGGCAGACCAAGAAGACAAAGUUCUAACAAAAGCAGACGUCUGUUGCUGGAAGCAACAGUCCUUGGUGAUUGAGCCCCUCCCCACCAGUGUCUUGGAGGAGUGCACAGUCCCUGGGUAUGGUCGUUUUACUGCCUUUUCUAGUGGGCAUGUCCGAAUCGUGUUUAAUGAUCGUACCUCAUUAGACAUGUGGUGUGACUUUUCCAAGCGAGUAGAAUGCUGUAUACAACACAGUGAUGGAAUACACAACACACAAAUGUGUCAGAAUGGAGAAGGAAGCAUGCCCACAGCUCUGAAGGUUAACCCAGAGUUCCAUGAAGGCUUCUGUAAGCUGUUGCUUCCUAAUGGACAGUAUCAAGUGGUGGAUGUCAAAAAACCAGGGUUAUACAGAAAGUACACAGAUGCAGCCAUUGAAUGGGGAUCAUGGGUAAACAGUCUUCCAUCACAAAGAAAGGAGUUCUAUUCCAGAUGGCAACAACAGCAGUCCGAGGAACUUAUGGUACAGAAGGAACUCCAGAAGAUCAAAUGUUUUAACUAUAUUACAGACCACACAGCUACUCAUGGUAAAGGAGGGGUAGCUAAUGAUGACUUUAUAGACGGGUUUCAUCAGAUAAAAGGUCAAGGACAUCAAAGUGCUAGUUAUCUUCCUACAGAGUCUUGUCCUGUAAAACACACAAAGCCGAGAACUCGUUACAAUGUCCAUUUCUCUCCUCCUAGUGCUUCAAAUUAUCCAAUCAGAACUCAGGAAAAUAGUCACAUGUCAACAAAAAGUCAUGACAACAACCAGUCUGUGUUGCUUCCGAGCAGUUUAGAAAUGAUGCGUGGCUUUGAUUCUGUGAGGGAGGCAUUAUUGAGGACUUCUAAAGCCAUUCAUGAUAUUGAUGACAUUUUGGAGAAAAGAAAAAAGUGACAAUCUUUUUGACAGUUCAACCAAAAUCAUCAGAAAUAUGCAGCAAUUUCUUAAACAAAACAGAAGCAAAGUAUUAUGUGAAAACUACAACAGAAUAAGAGAUCUGAUGUAUGGUAUUAUGUUCAUACAAUCCCCAUAAUCUACGCAAAGCAAUCUAUAUCAUGAAUUCAAAAAAGUUUUUUAUUUAUCUUUUAACCAAACUUUUUUUAGGUGAUCAAGCAUUGAAUGUUAUGAAGAAAUACUGGGUAGCUAUUUUCAUCCGUCCACUAUGUAAAUAACUAAAUAUGUAAUUAUGUAAUUGAUAAUAAAUAAUAUAAAUUUAUAUAUUUGUACAUGUAUAUGAUGAAGUGUGAAA